Molecule: messenger RNA, 1008 nt
Organism: Penicillium brasilianum
Lineage: Eukaryota; Fungi; Ascomycota; Eurotiomycetes; Eurotiales; Aspergillaceae
Source: the annotation of a GenBank genome assembly
AUGUCCCGGUACGCAGAAGCUCAUUCAAAUCCUGCUGGCCCUGGCGAUGGCCGUCCAACCGCUCUUCAGAUCAUCAAGGAUGAAGGAGUAGAGGGCAAGCUAUCUGGAAAGGUGGUUGUCAUUACAGGCACUUCAUCGGGAAUAGGAAUCGAGACAGCUCGCGCUCUGUCUUUGACUGGAGCAAAGCUGUUGUUGACGGCACGAGACCUGAAAAAGGCCACGUCUGCUCUGGAGGGAAUACUCGAACCAGAGCGCGUCGAGCUCGUUGAAAUGGACAACACUUCGCUCAGCAGCGUGCGUGCUGCCGCGAAAGCCAUCCUCCAGAAGUCGAACGGUCAAGUCAACAUCCUAGUCAACAACGCCGGCAUCAUGGCCCUUCCCACGUUGCAGUACACGAAGGACGGCUUUGAAAUGCAAUUCGGAGUCAAUCACCUCGCCCAUUUCUUACUCUUUGAACUCCUCAAGCCAGCUCUCCUCUCCAGCGCCAGCGCUGAGUUCUCGUCUCGCGUCGUCCACCUCUCUUCUUCUGCCCAUCAUGUGGCCUCGAUCAAUGAAUCCGGUGACUACAAUUUUGAAAAAUCCGAAUACAACGACUGGGUUUCAUACGGACAAUCAAAGACCGCCAAUAUCUACACGGCAAACGAGAUCGAGCGGCGCUACGGGUCACGAGGACUCCACGCUUCUAGCGUUCAUCCUGGCAUGAUUGCAACGGCGCUGAUGCAACACAUGGACCCCGCAAUGGUGGAGGGCUUCAAGAACAACGAAGAGUUGUAUAAAGUGAUGAAGUCGCCAGAGCAGGGGGCUGCGACGACCGUGUGGGCAGCGAUCGGACAAGAAUGGGAGAAGAAGGGAGGAGAAUAUCUUGCCGAGUGCGGAAAAACCACACGGGGCAACGACAAUCAUGAGAUUGGCGGGGUUGGGUUUGCAGGCCAUGCGUAUGACGCCGAGAAGGCGGCGCGGCUCUGGGAAGAUUCCCUGAAGAUGGUGGGGCUGGCGGAUGAUGUGUAG